Purpureocillium takamizusanense is the source of this 558-nucleotide messenger RNA. RefSeq lists its product as uncharacterized. NCBI's taxonomy places the organism in Eukaryota, Fungi, Ascomycota, Sordariomycetes, Hypocreales, Ophiocordycipitaceae. Bases 1 to 558 code for a protein of 185 amino acids. The transcript has a single exon. The record is from RefSeq and is a predicted model, not a curated record.
AUGCGUCUCAGCCACCUGUUCUUCGUCGCCGCCGCGGCCACGCCGCUGCUUGCGGCGCCGGCGCCGGCGAAUUCAACGGCAACGGUCACGCGGCGCAACGUCAUCAAGGGUGUCAAUAAGCACUAUUGGCAGUGCAUGGGGAUGAGCCGCGAAUGCACCGAGUUCCUGACGGAACCGGACCGGUGGGCUAUGAGGCUUCAGGCGUGGGACGAGGACAAGUAUGGAAAAGUCCGGCGACCGGACAGGCCCAUAGCCGUUCUCGGGUACUUGCAGGACGAAGCCUUGAGGUCCAAGUCCGAUAGGAAGUUCAAGAACGGAGAAAACAUCGCGUGCUACCAGUUUGGAGGUGGAGGGUUUUGCCUCUCCCCGUGGGGGUUCCCCAAGGAUAAACCCAUGGACAGACCGGGUCUCGUCCGCGGUCUCAACGACCUUAUCACCCGCCAUGAUAGGAACGACCUCUGCGGAAGAAAAUGUGGCGAUGUUGCGUUUGGAGAGGGGGAUCACGCGGGACACCUCACAAUCGACUUCAGUACUGCGACUUGCAAAGGACUCUGUUAA